Molecule: messenger RNA, 2247 nt
Organism: Eublepharis macularius
Lineage: Eukaryota; Metazoa; Chordata; Lepidosauria; Squamata; Eublepharidae
Gene: RBPMS2
Product: RNA binding protein, mRNA processing factor 2
Exons: 8
Coding region: 326-922 (198 amino acids)
Biological process (GO): negative regulation of smooth muscle cell differentiation
Molecular function (GO): mRNA binding; protein homodimerization activity
Source: RefSeq, a predicted model, not a curated record
UGCGCUCCUGGCCGUGCGCGCCAUCGCGGGCCCGGCAGCUGCAGCUCGUUGGCAGCCCUUGGCCGCUCAUUGGCCGGCGGCGCGCGGCCAGCCGGAUGGGAGCCCGGCAGAAAUAGGCGCGCCUCGCCCCCUCGACGCCCACCGCACAGCGCACCGCACCUCGGGACCCUCCCCGGCUCGCACCAGGCACCUGCCCCACCGUCUCGCACGCCGCCUCGGGCAGCCCCUCGUCCUCCCCGAGGAAGGAGGGAAGGGCUGGAAGAGACCCCCGGCCCGGACCAGCACGCGAGCCCCCGGCCUGCCCCGCGCCCGCCCCACGCCCACCAUGAGCAACCUGCCCAAGGAAAACGAGCACAGCAGCACCACCCUCGAGGAAGAGGUACGGACACUCUUUGUCAGCGGCCUUCCUGUGGAUAUCAAGCCAAGAGAGCUCUACCUGCUUUUCCGGCCAUUCAAGGGUUAUGAAGGAUCACUGAUCAAACUAACGUCCAAACAGCCCGUAGGCUUUGUUACCUUUGACAGCCGGGCUGGUGCUGAAGCUGCCAAGAACGCCUUGAAUGGCAUCCGCUUUGACCCGGAGAACCCCCAGACGUUGCGGUUAGAGUUUGCAAAAGCCAACACCAAGAUGGCCAAGAGCAAGCUAAUGGCCACACCGAAUCCCACCAACCUCCACCCUGCCCUGGGAACACACUUCAUUGCACGGGACCCUUAUGACCUGACUGGAGCAGCCCUCAUCCCAGCAUCUCCGGAGGCCUGGGCUCCCUACCCACUCUACACCACGGAGUUAACCCCUGCCAUCCCACAUGCUGCUUUCACGUACCCAGCCGCCGCUGCCGCUGCUGCCGCCCUUCACGCUCAGAUGCGCUGGUAUCCUCCUUCCGAAGCCACUCAACAAGGAUGGAAAUCUCGUCAGUUCUGUUAGUUUUAAGCUGCCUCUCGGCCCACGUCCUCCCCCUCCCCUUGUCUCUCCAUGGAGUGAUGUGCCAGGGAUGAAGCAGUUUGUGGAUUGCUGGAAAUCCUCCCACCACCCCAACCUUUUCCUGUGGCCACCAGACAAGGUGCCUAACUGCAGUAACUCGCGCUUCCGAUGAAUGAAGUUGCGGGCUUCCCCGUCCAAGACUGUGAAUAACAACAGCCCCCUAACCCUACUGUGGACUUGCAUGGUCUGUAAGUUCUGCCUGCUUGCUUCCCACUCUGCUUACAUCCCGGCAAACUCCCGUUGCUGAGGGGCAUGUAGGUGUGUGUCCCCCCCCCCUCCUUUUUUGCUAUGCUGAGGCUGAGUCGGAGAGACCCGUUCUUGGCGAUAGUCAGAUUUGUUUCCAGCUGGGCUGCUGGCAUGAAACGUGGCCAAGCUGUAUACAGUGCAAUAUCCAGGCCUUUCCGAUCCUAAGUAAUGUUUAUGCAGUUCCGCUGGAGGAAGUGAAGAGACAAUCAGUUUUGCAUGUUUUUCUGGCAUGAAUUUACAACACUUUAACUUGGUGUGUGUGUGUGUGUUGUAUGUGUGUGCAAAGCUUGUUUUUGUUUAGCAUUUGUGUAACCAUAGCAACAGGUCUUGGCCUAGCUAUUAAACACUGAAGUUUUUUCAUCUUGCUUCCGUGAAGACUUGGCUUCUGACAAACACUGUCCUGGUUUCUCCCCUCUUUCCAUUUUCUGCUUCUUCUAGAAUUUGGAGAAUAAGUCAUUUCUUUAAAAUUCACGUGCUGGAUUUCUUGUCCAUUUUUCUCCUUCUCCAGUUCAAGUCAGGGUUGUAUCUGUGUUUUUUUUUCUGUCAGACUUCUAUAUAUAGAACAGCUGUAAAAUAUUUAACUUUUUUCCACAUCCCUCUGAUUGGAGAGGCUCCAGUUCUGCCAAAUAAUCCGCCGUCCUUAUGGGAAUACCGAACAAAGAUGUACGAGUAUUUUUGUACCUUGUGUAAUAAGGAAAUAUUUAUGCCUCAUAAAAGAUUUUGUGUGGUUUUUUGUGCAAUUAAUUAUUAAGAGAAACUGUAAUCUGUAAGAUAAGUUAAAUGUUUAGUUGAAAACCUUGAAGAGGAGAAGAUGAAAAACCUUUCUGUAACAGAUUCAGUCAGGCAUAGUAACAAGAAAUUUGUGCAAUUUUUUGUUGACAUUUUAUUGCUUGGUAUUGGAAGUGCUUUAAGUAUUAUUAUAUUGGACCAUGGCUGUCUCGCUUGUAUUCAAAUCCUUGAGAAUAAGUUCCUAUAUCCUAUGAAUGUGAAACUGGAUAAUAUAUGAAUUGUACUCUCUGGUG